AUGACCCGUCCUGACAUAUCCUUUGCAGUUAACAGAGGAUGUCAGUUUAUGCAAUCUCCAUCUGAUGUUCAUUGGACAUUUGUUAAACGAAUUCUUCGUUAUCUCAAGGGGACCAUCAACAUGGGGCUGUCUUUCUCUCAUUCUGAUUCAUUCUCCAUCUCAGCCUUCAGUGGUGCCAAUUGGUUUGGAUGCCCCGAUGACCGCAAAUCUACUGGCGGUUUUGCUAUAUACCUUGGGCCUAAUCUGAUCUCUAGGAAAGCACAUAAACAAUCUACUGUUGCACGAUCAAAUACUGAAUUGGAGUUUCGUGUGCUUGCUGACACCACUGCAGAAUUUGUUUGUCUCUCAUCCUUGUUACGAGACCUUGGUGUGCCUCUCUCCUCACCUCCUAUCAUGUGGUGUGGUAAUAUUUCCGCCACCUAUCUAGCAGCCAAUCCUAUCUUCCAACUUCCAUAG
Molecule: messenger RNA, 456 nt
Organism: Nelumbo nucifera (sacred lotus)
Lineage: Eukaryota; Viridiplantae; Streptophyta; Magnoliopsida; Proteales; Nelumbonaceae
Source: RefSeq, a predicted model, not a curated record